UCUCGACUAAUGCAUAAUUGAACCAAAAUCAUGCAUAUAUUGAACAUGAACCAAGAUUUACAAGAAAGAGUAGUCAUACAAUCAUCCAAUCAAACAAAACAUAGCUAGGGUUCCUCAAACUUAAGUGAAGCGAAGUUACUCCAUAGAUAAGAGAGAGAAUUCAUGUAUAUGCUUUUGAAUCCUCACUUCCAAGCUUGUUCCUCGAGCUCCAAUGGCAAAACAUUCUCCAAUUUUGCUCUAAGAUUUCCCUUAGAUUGCUCUCCCCCUAUAGGAUUCAUCCCUUUGGUGUUUUGGAUCCAAACCCCAUUUCUCUUCUUUAAAAUUUGCAAACAUACUUUUAUACACACAUCAAAGUUGAUGUCUGACCUCAUAUCACAACAAUGACAUUACAACUUUAGGCCAUGACAUUCCAAAAGUUAACCAUUUUUAUUAGUGAUUGGGGGGGGGGGGGGGGGUGCUAUGGGCAAGGAAUGGAUGUCACAAGCGUAGCCAUGACUUAUGAUUGUUGUCCAUGAAAUUGAUCAAAGAUCUUGCUUCUCUGCUGAAUGUUACGGUCAACACUAGGUAUGUAAUUCUAGCAACGACUCUUGAAGAUGCCCAUGUUUCUCCCUCAAGGUCGUGGUUGGAGAGGGAACGUCACGACCCACAUUGUGACUUGGAGGUCUUACCGUUCCUUUACUCCUCGACUAUGUUCACUCCUGUUGUUUCCUCCAAUCAUCCCAAAACUCUCUUUUAAACUCCAUCCAUGUACCAGGAAGUGAAAUAUGACACAAGAAACACAACCUAGUCAUCAUAACAAGCUAAAACAUAUAAACCAUUCCCACCCCACACUUUAAAAUGGACAUUGUCUCAAUGGAAUAAAUAAAAGUGAGUUGUGGUACAGUUGAAAUGAAUUACCUCGAGUGUCAUUAAAAUCCAAAUUCAUAAUUCAUAGUAGCUAGUUCUCCAUUAUUGUUUUGAAGAGACUCAAAUUGUCUAAACAAAAAAAGUACAAGUGGCUUCCUCAAAUCUUCAUCUCCUACAUGUUGGGUCCUCCUCGUGGUGGUGCACUACAUGGGUGAAGGCCUCGCAAUGACCAAUUGAAGGCCUCCAUCCACGAAUAGCUUCAUUUUUGUGCCUCCUCUUGUCUCUUGCGCCAAGCUCGAGUCUCCUCCAGCUCCAUUUUCCUUUCCUUCUUCAGGGAUCCCAAUGUUGCUCGUUCAUGGUCUGGUAGUUGAUCAGGUUCUCCUUUGUACUUCCUACGACUUCUAUCAAUUUUCCUGGUUGGUCUCCAAAGUUGCCAAGCUGAGGUUGUGGUGGUGGGUUUCUAGCUCCAAAUCCAUGCCAAGUAGUCUUACUAAGGCCUUAUUUGGAACUUCUGACUCUAAAUGUUGUAUUCUGAGUAUACAUGUAUUCUGCAGAACACAACAUUUUUUUACUUGUUUUAAUCACAAAAUGCAUGUAUAGAGAAUGCAUGAUGUAUUCAUAAUAUAUAGAAAAUUAUGUAUACUGAAUCUCACCUUUUUGGUGAGAUUUAGUAUCCAUAGUUCAUGUCAUCUAUAAUCCAUGCAUUCUUCUAUGUUUUCCAAACAAAACAUUCUUAAAACCCACACAUUCUUAGUAUACACAUAAUCUUAAUACACACAUUCUUGUAAUACACCAUUUAUGGAAUCAAAGGUUCCAAAAGACCCCCAACCCAAAUGUACGGUUGGUUUCCUUUUUGCCGUCCACACAUGAUAUGUUGGGCAAGUGUUGCUGACAAGGUUUACUCCCUUGCUUGUAAACUCCAAAGGUGAAAGGCGGCUGACAAUAGAUAGGUCCUUCUCUCACUAAUGUCUCCUAAAGAGCAAAUCUGUACUCCUCCCUAUGCUCGUCGAUGUGCUGGUCUAUAAUGUAAACAUAGCCUCCUCUUGUAAUCCUCGUGCAGAAAUGACAGAUGUGUACCUCAAAAGGUUAUUAACCUAAGAUGGCAUUGUUGUAACGUGGCAAUCAAUGUCGUAUUCUACUCGGGUCUUGGUAACCUAGCCUACUUCCCACCUCAUUGAUAUUUAGUCUAUCGGUUUGAGGGUUUUGUGGAGGAUUUGAGCGAAUUAACUAGGCUAGAGAUUGAUAAAGCUAAAAGCAGGUACUUCGGGGAACUAUCCCUCACCCUUGCCUAGGGCUACUAUGUAAUGUCUAGAUACUUAGGGUUUAUUGAAUAUGGUGAGUGAGCUCUUUUCCGUGGGCUUUCGUGGUUAUCCACGUACCUCCGAGUACGCCUCCCCUAUACCCAUAUAUAGUAACCUUGAUCUAGGCUAUCAUAUCUGGGGCAUUAAGCUCAUAGAUCCUUUCAAUGGGUACUACCCACCAUCCACACCGAGGUUUCAUCCCGGGUUCUAUCUAGGAAGGCUAUCUAUUGAAGGGGUUCGGUGGCCUCGACCACAAAAGGUCCCUAUUCAUAUAUCUAACCUUGAUUUGAUUGAUGACGCAUACACGUCUAACUCUAAAACUCCAAACCCAACAUAGAAGCAUAAUGUAGGCUAGUAGAGAAGAUUAGGUAAACUUACCCAAACACAAUCAAAGAUAGAAUAGCAAUAAAAUCAAGUAGAUAAACACUUUCAUUCAUUCAAACCCAAAAAUAUCCAUACAUACAUAGUAAACCUUAAAACUAGGGUUUGGGGUUUAGAACCCCUAGUAACUUAGAAACCUACUCCAUAAAGGAGGAAAGAAGAUACAUAGAAGAAAUUGAAGAAGUCUUGAGGUUGUGAAAGAUGUCUCCUCUCUUCUAGCCCCUUCUCAUUCCUUCAGCUUCUCUCUCUUUUCUCUAUCUAAAACUAGAAAUUCUAUCUCAAAAUCAUCUCUCCAAAUGAGGGAGAAGGAGUCUUCUAUUUAUAGGCAUUUGAGGACAGAGAAGUUUGCGGCCAGACAGGGCCAAGAUCGCGGACGAGAUCUUCAAUGGCGAGACCGCGAUCUUGUGACAUUGGGGUUUUGGCCUUCGGGGACAAGGAGAUUGCAGGCUGACUUCGCGGUCUUGAUCCACGAGUCACAACCACGAUCUUCCUCGCGGUCAGUUUAAAAUGUGGCCAUGAUCGAGCCGAGGAAACUCUCUAUUUCUCCAUGGCUACUUCUUCACGGCGAGGUCGCGAUCUUGCGACGCUGCCGUUUCAGCCUUCGGUGACGAGGAGAUCGCGGGAUGACUUCGCGAUCGCGAUCCGCGAGUCACGGUCGUGAUCUUCCUCGCGGUCAAUUUACAGAGUGGCAGUGAUCCAACCGAGAAAACUCUUUGUUUCUCCAUGGCUCCUUCUUCACGAAAUUCGCGCCCUAAGCCUUCCAAUUCGCGGCCACGAUCUGCAGCUUGACUUUUUGGUCCAUGAUCUUCACUUCUAGGUCACAAUAUUCAGUCUUCUACUCCCUUGCUACACUUGUGACCUUAUUUUGUACCUAAUUCACAUGUAUCGUCUAAAGCACCCUAAAAUCACAUUGAAUUCAAAUAGGAACAAAAUAGGGAUGCAAUUGAGGAUGUUCAAGCAAUUAUUCACAUGAAUUGGCACGAAACAAACCUUAUUAUAAAGGGUAAAUAACAUCAAUUUAGGUAUUAUCAAACUCCCCCACACUUAGGCGUUUGCUUGUCCCAAGAAGACCUACUCAAACCUAAUGCAACAUGAUAGAUAAAUUAAUGGGGAAUUCACUCUAGUUCUUCAUUUCAUAUAGAAGAGUAGACGGAGAAGGAUGAAUGUUACUAUCAUCUUACUAUGCAAGCACAAACUCUCGGGGGAGGACCAUACUUACUACCUUAGGCCGAACAUUCAAGGUGUGCACUUGGGGAUUUCUCAAACAAUAAUAAGCACAUGAAUUCUCGAAUGUGCUCUUUAUUCUUUCUUAUGAUUAGGAGUUGUCGUUUAUUGAUCUCCUUUUUAGACAUUGACGGGCAUUGCACCAAGCUCUUAAAAUCCUUUUGCAAGCAAGCAUCUCUCCUUCAUAACCAAGAGGGGAUGAAUCAUAGCCUUCCAUUUCAAGGUUACAUGUGAAGAAGUUGAUGGGCGGAUUCAUCUUAGCCCGAGCACCACUUCCUAACCUACACUUCACAUUGGGUUGCCACACAUGUUGGGUACAAACGAGAGCUUUGAGUUCUCAUGAAUCGCUAAAAGGUACUUUGGACCUGGGCAUAUGAUUUUGUGAGGAGGAAAGAUACUUGGGGGAUGGUAAGUAGUGAAAGAUGAUUGGGACACUGUAAAGCUAUCCGAUUCCCAAGAAUAUCUUCAAAGGGCACUCCUAUUCCGUAAGGAUUGGUUGCCUCUCACGUGAGAACCUUAUUUUCAAAAGAUUUUCACCACUUUCCUUUCUUUUCUAAUUCGCACAAAUCUUUAAAAGCUUCGAGUUCAAAAAUCAAACAAAAAGAGAAUUCAGCACACAUGUUAUUCCUAAAAUAGAAAAUAUUAUCAACUCACAAAAGAGGAAGAGUAGUAAAAUUACUCAUACACCGGUACUCUAAUCAUGCAACUAUCACCUAGCACAACACAUCAAUUUUCUAGCAAAUCAAAGCAUAUUAAGUAGGGGGUUGCAAGGAACAAGAUGAUAUGGAACCCUCAAAUUUGAAAUUUUUUUGGGUAUUGCAUUCAAGGUUCCAAAACACUAUCAUUUGAACAUUGAUCACCACAACACAAACACAAUUGCUAACAUACAAUCCCAUGUGCAUUCAUCAACGUCUUACAUUCACAAACAAGGGAUGAUACUAGCAAUUCAUGGUUUAACCAAUCAUGAUAAUUAUUCAAACAUUCACACACAUCCCCCCACACUUUAGCAACACAUUAUCCUCAAUGUGGGAGUUUCAUAAGAAAAGGGAAAAAAUCCAAAAAUACCACUGUUUAAAAAAAAAAUUCCAAAAAUACCACCCAACCCCAAAAUUUCCAAAAAUACCACCCUUUUUCAAAAACCGCCACCCCACCCUGCGGUUUACACGAAAACCGUUUGUCGGAGGCGCGGUUUUCUAUGCAAACCGCGGGCCUAGGGAGCGGUUAUAAAAAAAUUUUUUUUUG
This is a messenger RNA of Linum trigynum, 4994 nucleotides long. The record is from the annotation of a GenBank genome assembly. NCBI's taxonomy places the organism in Eukaryota, Viridiplantae, Streptophyta, Magnoliopsida, Malpighiales, Linaceae.